AUGGGGCGUCUCACCACUGUAUUCUCGGCCGUCUUUUUGGCCAUAGGAGGUUUCCUCUUUGGCUAUGACUCCGGUAUCAUCACGUCCACGAUCGCGCUUGACACGUUCAAGGAGUAUUUCAGCGACCCAUCAGAUACCGUCACUGGCGGCAUCGUGUCGGCCUUCCAAGGAGGCGCGAUUCUUGGCACCAUCAUAAACAUGAUGUUCGCGAACUGGAUGGGUCGUCGAAACACCAUCUUCGUCGGUUCUGUCGUGUCGUGCAUCGGCUCCGCGCUGCAGGCAGGCUCCGUGAACAUGACGAUGCUCAUCAUCGGCCGCUUCCUGGGAGGCGCAGCCGUAGGCCAGCUUACCUCGACGAUUCCGAUGUACGCCUCCGAGUUGUCCGAGGCGAGGUACCGCGGUGUCCUCUCCGGACUGCUGCAGUGGAUGUUGAGUUGGGGUUUCUUCGUCGCCCAGUGGCUGGGAUACGGCUGCUCCUUCAACCACACCGCGUUCUCUUGGAGAUUCCCCCUUGCCUUCCAAUGCGUCCCCGGCAUCAUUCUCAUCUCCGGCGUAUACUUCUUGCAAGAAUCGCCUCGAUGGCUCAUGGAGAGAGAUCGCCAUGAAGAAGCCCGCGCAUCCCUGAACAAACUCCGAAGCGGCCUCGACGAAGAGACAAUUGACCUUGAGUUCCGCGAGAUCCGCGACGUCAUUCUUGCUGAUAGAGCUGUUGGUGAUGUAUCGUGGAAGUCCAUCAUCACAAAGGCGUCCUGGCGCAAGCGUCUUCUCUUGGGCUGUGGAAUCCAAGCUUUCGGGCCCCUCAGUGGAAUCAACGUUAUCAAUUACUACGGCCCCCGCAUCUACGAGAUCCUCGGCAUCAAAACUCAAGAAUCCCUGAUGAUCAUCGGCAUCAGCGGUGCCCUUUCGAUCGUUUACUGCACCAUCGGCCUGUGGCUCCUCGACCGCGUCGGCAGAGUCAAGCCGCUGAUCGUCUCCGCCGCCGGCCUUGGCGCGUCCCUCCUGGUCAACGCCGUACAAGCCCAAUACAUCAACGAGAACAACACGAACCAGCUCCGCAGCAUGGUCGCCAUGAACUUCGUCUUCAACAUGUUCUACACCCCGCUCGGCAUCAUCAGCUGGGUCUACCCGGCCGAGAUCUUCCCCGUCGAGGUCAGAGCGCUCGGAAACGCCAUCACGACCUUCACCAACUGGACCGUCAACCUCGUCUUUGCCCAGUUCUCGCCGCAGGCCCUCACCUCCAUCGGCUUCAGGUACUUUUACGUGUUCUUCGUCUUCAACCUGAUUGCCAUGCUGUGCUACAUCUUCUUCUUCCCCGAGACGAAGGGUAGAACUCUGGAGCAGAUGGACGAGCUGUUCGGUGACCAGCUUGUGCCCCACGCCAUGCAGGAUUCGGAGGGUGCUGCUGCUGCUGUGUCUAAGGACGAGAAGUUGGUGGAGCAGCUUGAUCGUGUUUGA
Molecule: messenger RNA, 1455 nt
Organism: Colletotrichum chrysophilum
Lineage: Eukaryota; Fungi; Ascomycota; Sordariomycetes; Glomerellales; Glomerellaceae
Exons: 3
Coding region: 1-1455 (484 amino acids)
Biological process (GO): transmembrane transport; carbohydrate transport
Cellular component (GO): membrane
Molecular function (GO): carbohydrate:proton symporter activity
Source: RefSeq, a predicted model, not a curated record